Passer montanus (Eurasian tree sparrow) is the source of this 1419-nucleotide messenger RNA. Its product is annotated as ribosome biogenesis protein BOP1-like. Gene Ontology annotation, cellular component: preribosome, large subunit precursor; PeBoW complex. NCBI's taxonomy places the organism in Eukaryota, Metazoa, Chordata, Aves, Passeriformes, Passeridae. The transcript has 10 exons. Gene Ontology annotation, molecular function: ribonucleoprotein complex binding; protein binding. The record is from RefSeq and is a predicted model, not a curated record. The coding region runs from base 1 to 1419 and encodes 472 amino acids. Gene Ontology annotation, biological process: ribosome biogenesis; maturation of LSU-rRNA from tricistronic rRNA transcript (SSU-rRNA, 5.8S rRNA, LSU-rRNA).
AUGGCGGCCAAAGUCUGUGGGAUGGCGGCCAAAAUCCGUGGAAUAGCAGCCAAAAUCCGUGGAAUCGCAGCCAGGGAUGUGGGGAUGAUCGACAUCCGGAACACGGUGGGGAACAUUCCCAUGGAAUGGUACCAGGAUUUCCCGCACAUCGGGUACGACCUGGACGGGAAGAGGAUCUACAAACCCCUGCGGAGCAAGGACGAGCUGGACCUCUUCCUGGAGAAGAUGGAAAACCCGGAAUACUGGCGCACGGUGCAGGACCGGCAGACGGGGGCGGAGGUGGCCCUGUCGGAGGAGCAGCUGGAGCUGGUGCAGCGCCUGCAGCGGGGACACUUCGGGGACGUCAACUUCGACCCCUACGAGCCGUCCGUGGAUUUCUUCAGCCACGAGGUGCGGAUCCACCCGGUGACCAACCGGCCGGCGGACAAGCGGAGCUUCAUCCCUUCCCUGGUGGAGAAGGAGAAGGUGGGAGAAAGGAAAAGCCCGGAAUUCUGGCGGGAGAUCCGGGUGGGGAAGCUGAGGAGGGCGGGAAGAUCCCGGUGGGAUGAGAAUUGGAAAGAUCCCAGUGGGAUGAGGAGAUUGGGAAGAUCCCAGUGGGAUGAGGAGAAGGGAAAAGCUGAAGAGAACGGGAAGAUCCAGGAGCUGGCCUGGCGGCAGCAGGAGCCGUCGGAGCGGCGCCUGAGCUUCGUGCCGCGGCGCUUCCCGAGCCUGCGCGCCGUGCCCGCCUACCCGCGCUUCAUCCACGAGCGCUUCGAGCGCUGCCUCGACCUCUACCUCUGCCCCCGCCAGCGCAGGAUGCGGGUCAACGUGGAUCCUGAGGAUCUCAUUCCCAAACUGCCCAGGCCGAGGGAUCUGCAGCCCUUCCCCACCACCCAGGCCCUGAUCUACCGCGGCCACUCCAGCCUGGUGCGGACCCUGAGCGUCUCCCCCAGCGGGCAGUGGUUGGCGUCAGGCUCGGACGACGGCACGGUGCGGUUCUGGGAGGUGAGCACGGCGCGCUGCCUGCGCACGCUGACCCUCGGCGCCGUCGUCAAGAGCGUGGCCUGGAACCCCAACCCCGGCGUCUGCCUGCUGGCCGUGGCCGUGGACGAGCAGGUGCUCCUGGUGAACCCGGGCCUCGGGGACCGGCUGCUGGUGGCAGCCACGGACCAGCUCCUGGAUUCCUGGGAAGCGCCGGAGGAGGAGCGGGUGCAGCCGGUGCGCUGGGUGCCGGCCGGCCCCGAGGAGCGCGCCAAGGGGAUCCGCCUGCUGGUGCAGCACGGCAAGGUGGGAGCGCCACUCCCGGGAUCCCGCUGGGACCGGCAUUCCCGGGAUCUGGGUGGGAUCGGCAUUCCCGGGAUCCAGGUGGGAUCAGCAUUCCCAGGGUUCGGUCUUGUUCCCAUUCCCAUUGUGAUCGUCAUUCCCUGGAUCCAGGUGUGA